GCAUUUCCGCAGUCAGCUGACAGGAAGGCUUGUUGCGUUAUGAAGUACGUCCUUAGAAAACAAAACCAAUCUGGAUUGACAGACCAUACUUCAAAGAAAAUCAGAAAUUGGCACUGGCCAGUUAGUUGCGCCGUCCUCCUUUGACUGCCGUCAGUGAAGAGUUCAUCAUGGCAACCGCUGCGGGACCUGACGUAGAAAAGCCGAGGCCGGGCCCCAGUGACCGUCUGAUCGCUCUAUUCAGGACCUGCUCCAGAGAUCCCACACAGGGAAUAGAAAUUAGACUGAAAGACAUGCUGCAAGAGUUUCUGCAGCACUGCAAGGAUGAUAAACAUGACAACGCAAAAAGAGAGCUGGAGGAAAAGUGCUUCUCAGAUGCCACAGUACAGUACUACACCAUCUUAGAAAAUCUUACUGCCUUUCAGGGGAGCUUGAAGUCUGGUGUCAGUGUCAUCUCUGACGUCUUGGAGGAUGACUUUUGGCAGCGCUGCCUGGUGGCCUGUUGCUUGCAGAUCGCCCUGAAAUCAACCUUUCGAGUCAGUGACGUCACUUUGCUCCUCAAAGUUUUCAAACUGGAUUCCUACCUUUUCUUAGAGGUACAUAACCAGUUCCUAUUAAGAUUCAGGAAGAGAAAAUGCAUGGACUUGAUCAGAUUCUUUAAGCCAAUUGGGACAAAGGUUUUAGAGAGCGCCGUUUGGGCCAGCCACUCUCGCCUGUGGGAGAAAAUCAAAGACAAUGAAGGAUUUCCACCUUUCAAAGACCAGUACCACACACAGCUGACGUCCCCAACAAAUGUCGAAGGUCAGCCGGAAUCGAACCCACAAGAAGCAGAUGUAAUAUUGGAAGCAGAGUCGUCCACGACCUCAGACCACCAGCGUUGCUCCUCAGCAGUAAGCAGACCCAAGGGGCAACCGUUCCUUCACCAGUUUGCCAGGAUGGUUUACAGUGAGAUGGGAGAACGUCUGAGGGAAAUGUGUUUCAAACUACAAGUGUCUGAUGAGUUGGGGUCAAAGAUGUGGACCUGUUUGGAGAAUUCGCUGGCCAGGCACUCUUCCCUCAUGAAAGACCGCCACCUGGACCACCUGCUCAUUAGCGCCAUCUACAUCAUCGCAAAGGCUACCAAGAACAAGCUAACGUUUGAGGAGAUAGUAAAGAGCUACAAGACUGAGCCAUAUUCCAAUGAAAGUGUUUCCAAAGAGAUGCUGAACUCAGAGUCACCUUUGGAAAAUCUUCCCAAAGAGAUGAUGGAUCUUGGAACCCAUAGAGCUGCUUUUCCGACACCAGAAGAAAACUCAGCGGAGGACAAGAGAGGCAGCCUCAUCAAUUUCUACCACCUCUACAGCUUGAAACUGCAGCCGUUUGCUGAGAAGUUUGCCCAAACCUAUGGGGGAGAGACUCCUCCCAUAUCUCCAAUGCCGCCACCGCUGUCGAGAGAAAGUUAUCACCCAACAAAGGGUGUUAACUUCACCGUCUCACCGUUAAACAGACAAGAUGUCCCUCGACAUGCUUCCAAACGCACCUAUAACAUUGGCAAAAGCCCCAGAGAGGACCUGCGUAAGAUCUCCAACAUUGUAACCAGCAAACGUGCGCUGUCGUUUAAAACUGAGGAAGAAGAUGGGCCUUCAUCCAAGCAAAGUUGCUUGGAAAAUCCGUCAGUUCUGCAGAGUCGGCUGAUAAAUGUGCAAAAAGAUCGGUCAGUGGCACAGAACCAGAACAACCAGAACCACUCUGACAGUACAACCUGUAAAACGCAAUAAGUGAAAUUUACUUAAAAAUGCAUGCAAACCCCUUGCCUCAAAAAAUAAACAAGUUUCCAAAACUUAAAAAUGUCAGUAUGUGCAAGUUGUACAUCUUAAGUUUACACAACUCAACUAAUUUGAUUGUUUUGAGUGAAUUGUAUUGACAUAAAUGUACACAUAACUCAUUGUAAAACCCUAUUAAUUAUUUUUAUUUGAAAAUAUGUGCAAAAGUAACUGAUUAACAUUAACUUGUGCAAUUUUAGUGAGUGUAACUUAAGUUAACUAUAAAUCUAUGCUGUGAUUAUUUAAAAGAUACAUUUUUUGAAGUCGAAACUCCUCAUAGAAAAGAAAACUACUAAGUUGAAGCAGUUCCUGCUUUACAUCUGUUAUUGUGAACUUACAUUUGAUUAAAAAAAGAUGAGACCAACAAACCGACUGGUAGAAUAUUUCAAUUUGAACCCAUGCAUAUUUUUAUAAAUCUUUUUUCAGAAAAAUAUGCUUUCUAACCCAAAUGCAUAAAAGCUAUUUCACUAAGCAAUAUGUUGCAAUUGUAACAUAAAGGAAUUUGAACUUUUUGUACUUAGAGCUUGUAGAAGUUAGCCAGGGUCAGAUAUUUUCUUUUGAAAGUUUUUACUACUUCUAUGAUAUUUUCAAUAUUAGUAACUUUUAAGUGUUUAAUUUAUUUUAUAUAUUCAGCAAGUGAACACUUUCUCCUCAAAGCUGAUGUGUUCACACAGGGGGGGGAGUGGGUGCUGGGUUUAAAGCUUUAGUGGGACGUCUCCAGUCUGCAGUAUUCCAAGGAAGGAACAGUUCUUACUGGGGCAUGUCCCUGCCGUCUUCUUUUAGCAGGAUGAUACAUCCUACAACAAAACAAAAAUUGUUAAAGAACUCCCCAGAUUUCCAUCUAGUUCAUGCAUGAGGAAUGUUGCCCAUUUAUCUCUAUUGUAUCAGUAUUUUGCAUUAUGUCAUAACUGACUAACAAUCUGAAGCGUUAUCUUUACAGCACUCUAUUUUUAACUUUCGUACUUGUGCCUUUGUUCUGAUCUGAAUGUAAUUUGUUUUAUUACCAUUUGCUUUGUGUUCACUCCACUGUUUAUUCACAUGCAAUACAAGU
Poeciliopsis prolifica (blackstripe livebearer) is the source of this 2850-nucleotide messenger RNA. RefSeq names its product retinoblastoma-like protein 2. Gene Ontology annotation, cellular component: chromatin; nucleus; Rb-E2F complex. The coding region runs from base 168 to 1754 and encodes 528 amino acids. The transcript is spliced from 15 exons. The record is from RefSeq and is a predicted model, not a curated record. Gene Ontology annotation, molecular function: RNA polymerase II transcription regulatory region sequence-specific DNA binding. Gene Ontology annotation, biological process: neuron projection development; cell differentiation; cell morphogenesis involved in neuron differentiation. NCBI's taxonomy places the organism in Eukaryota, Metazoa, Chordata, Actinopteri, Cyprinodontiformes, Poeciliidae.